Epinephelus fuscoguttatus (brown-marbled grouper) is the source of this 7844-nucleotide messenger RNA. RefSeq names its product myelin transcription factor 1b (gene myt1b). Gene Ontology annotation, cellular component: nucleus. Bases 420 to 4379 code for a protein of 1319 amino acids. The record is from RefSeq and is a predicted model, not a curated record. Gene Ontology annotation, molecular function: zinc ion binding; DNA-binding transcription factor activity, RNA polymerase II-specific; RNA polymerase II cis-regulatory region sequence-specific DNA binding. Lineage: Eukaryota; Metazoa; Chordata; Actinopteri; Perciformes; Serranidae. The transcript has 23 exons. Gene Ontology annotation, biological process: regulation of transcription by RNA polymerase II.
AUUACGUUUUUUCUCGCUGACAAAGGCAAAUGAAGCCAUGUUUUUGCUUACAAACAAGUAACAUCUUAACGCCUUGAUCCGGAGCCGUGCGCCGGUGCGCUGUGUAGGAGAGGCCGCCCGGGGAAGGAAAAAAACCCUUCGCUCGCUCUUAAUAUUUAUCACAUCUGGACAUUUGUAACGGGAUAGAUGAUCGUUUUUUGACACCUUUACUCGGGAUAUCUUUUUUUUAAAGCAAACUACUUGACAGCGACCUACAACUCUCAAAACAGAGCAAGGACGCAGCGCCAAACCCCAAAGGAAAUAUUGUUAAAUAAGAAAAUGAGUUUCGGGGCGAGCUGGUGAACCAGCGGUGGACACGAGGCGAGAGGACCAGCAGCCGCUGCCAGGCCUCCCAGAGACUGCAGAGCCGUCGACCAAUCAUGAUGAGUGUAGAGGGUGACGACAAGCGAACUCGCACUCGGUCCAAGGGAAUCAGAGUUCCUAUUGAGCUCGUAGGACAAGAGCUGAGCUGCCCCACCCCUGGAUGCAAUGGCUCUGGCCAUAUCAGUGGGAGAUACUCACGACACAGAAGCAUUCUGGGAUGCCCCAUAGCCAGAAAGCGCCGUCUAGAGGAAGCAGAGGCUGAGCAGGAGCAAGAGCAGGAAACAGAGCGGCCUGCCUCCAAGAGGAAGUCCCACCCCCUGAAACUGGCCCUGGAUGAGGGCUUCAGUGCAGAGAGCGAUGCCAGCAGUGAGGCUGAGGGUGACGUAGAGAAAGACGGAGAGAAAGCAGAAGAGACCAAGGAGGUGGAGGAGGAGGAGGAGGCGGAGGAUGAAGCGAGGGAGGCAGCUGUAGAGGAGGAGACAGAGGAGGUGACAGAGUACCUGACACAGGAUGGACAGACAAAUGGACAGGAGGAGAUAAUACAGAUGGAGGAGGAAGAGGGAAGGGAAGAAGAAGAAGAAGAAGAGACAUAUCAGAAGGAGGAGAACACACUUGUAGCUGAUGAAGAAGAGGAGUGUGUAAUCAUCGAGCCUGAGCUUGGAGCAGCACCACCUGCAACCGAGGAGUGUCAGUCUCCCUCCCAGAGUGCAGAAGAGGUGGCCAACUCUCUUCUCCACCUCGGCCGAGUCUCCAAAAGCACUGCUCCAACUGUGGCCCCUCAGCUGCCCGUUGCUGUGGAGACUCAGGAGGAUGUCACUGUGGCGGCAGAACAGGGUGAAGAAGUAAAGGAUGAGCAGAAGGAGGACAUGAAUGAGGGGGAGGAGGAACAGGAGGAGGUGGCACACAGAGUUCAAACACCGGAAGAGUCAUCUGUCCUGCCGAAGGAGGCAGCUGAAGUGGAGGAGGAGGAGUUGGAGGAGUUGGAGGAGAAGGUAGAAGAUGAGAAAGGAGAGUGCCCAGAUGGGAGCAACAACGUGAGCCAGGAGAACCACCAAUAUCUGACCGAAGAUGUCCACCACGAACAGAUCAAAGAUGAUGAUGAUGAUGAGGAGGAGGAGGAGGAGGAGGAGGAGGAAGACGAGAUGGCAGCGCCAGCGCAGCAGGGGCAGGGCACUCUAGCAGAAGAAGAGGAGGAUGAGGAGAAAGAUGAAGAGGACCACAAGGAGGCAAACCACCUUCUGCCCAUAUCUGAUGUGCCAACUGCCAUCCGCACCAUCACCAGCACCGCAGCAGCUCAGGGAACACAUAAUAAGGCUGAAGACCACAGGGCCAGUCCUCUGGAGGACUACAACUCACACAGGGCCAGUCCCCUUGAAAACUACAACACCAACAGAGCCAGUCCACUCCACAAAUAUGAUUCUCAUAAACCUAGCUCACUUCAAAACUACAAGGCCAGCCCUCCUUUAAGCUACAGCUCCCACAGGGCCAGUCCGCUGGAGGACUACAUUUCCAGCCUUAGAGGUGAGAACUAUAAAAUCCACAAAGCCGUGUCCUCUGCCUCUCCCGACAUCAUCGAAGUGCGAUCAGAUAGGUCGGAGGAGAGAGACUUUGAUGAUGUGGAUGGGGACGACGAGCGCGAUGAUGACGACAGCCUGUCACAGCGUUCCACGGUGACGGAUGAGUCGGAGAUGUUCGACAUAACCCGAGGGAACCUGGGCCUGCUGGAGCAAGCCAUUGCCCUGAAGGCAGAGCAGGUGAAGCCAGCCGGGCCCAGAGAGCUGCUUCGCGCCCCAGAUAUCCACCACCAGCGAUACUUCACCAUGGAUGACAGGCCCAAGCACCUGGACGUCAUGCGCAAGAGCUACUUCAGCAAAGAGAGCAGCAGGCCAGAGAAGAGGGAGAUCAAGUGUCCCACCCCGGGGUGUGAUGGGACAGGUCACGUGACCGGUCUUUACCCCCACCACCGCAGCCUGUCAGGCUGUCCGCACAAGGACAGGAUCCCCCCGGAGAUUCUGGCCAUGCAUGAGAAUGUGCUGAAGUGUCCAACACCUGGCUGCACCGGUCAGGGCCAUGUUAACAGCAACCGUAACACACAUCGCAGUCUCUCUGGAUGCCCCAUCGCUGCUGCAGAGAAGCUGUCCAAGAGCCACGACAAGCAGCAUCUCUCUCAGCCAGGCAGCGAGCACCUCAAAGGAAGUCCCAACGACAGAGUGUUAAGGCCCAUGUGCUUCGUGAAGCAGCUGGAGGUGCCCCAGUACGGCAGCUACAGGCCCAACAUGGCCCCCGCCACGCCUCGCGCCAACCUGGCCAAGGAGCUGGAGAAGUACUCCAAGGUGUCCUUCGAUUAUGCAAGCUUCGAUGCUCAAGUGUUCGGGAAGCGCGUGCUUGCUCCAAAGAUGCCCACCAGCGAAACCUCACCCAAAGCCUUCAAAACUAAGCCCUCAUUCCCCAAGUCACCGUCACCCAGCCUCAGUCUCCACGGUUACGGAAAGAGCUCCUCUUUGGCCUAUGACUACUCCCAUGAUGCUGAGGCUGCUCACAUGGCCGCCACUGCCAUCCUGAACCUGUCCACACGCUGCUGGGAGAAGCCUGAGAACCUCAGCACCAAACCCCAAAACAAGGAAAUGGACAUUGAGGUGGAUGAGAAUGGCACCCUGGACCUCAGCAUGAAGAAGCCCAUUAAACGAGAGGGCAGUCUGUCUGGCACCAGCCCUGGGGUUCGGUCCCCAGACCCUUCUUCCUCCUCAUCUUCCUCCCUCCAUCAUGGUGGAAGCAGUGGCAUGACAUCACCAAACCUACACACCUACAAGCAGGAGGAGUGGGAGGGACCUCUGGAUUACACCAAACCCAAUCGCCAAAGGGAGGAGGAAAUGGACGAGAUGGAGCACACAGGCCAGUCCUUCGUCUCGUCUGACCCAGAGGACUGUGACAUGAUGCAGGACUCUCUGGAGGAGAGGAAGUACCCAGGAGAGGUUACGACCCCGAGCUUCAAGGUCAAGUUCCAGCCUAAGGAUAGCAAGAAAGAGCUGCUCUCGUGCCCUACACCUGGUUGUGAUGGCAGCGGUCACAUCACAGGAAACUAUGCGUCCCAUCGCAGUCUGUCUGGGUGUCCUCUCGCUGAUAAGAGCCUUCGGUCCCUCAUGGCGGCCCACACCCCUGAACUCAAAUGCCCCACUCCAGGAUGUGAUGGCUCAGGCCACAUCACAGGAAACUACGCAUCCCACAGAAGUAUCUCUGGGUGCCCGCGUGCCAAGAAAAGUGGAAUUAAAACUCCUACCAAGGACAACCAGGAGGACUCCGAGCUUUUAAAAUGCCCCGUGCCAGGCUGCGACAGUUUGGGUCACAUCAGUGGGAAGUACGCCACACACCGUAGCGCCUACGGGUGUCCACUAGCAGCCCGCAGACAGAAGGAGGGUCUCUUGAAUGGCACACCCUUCAACUGGAAGGCCUUUAAGACAGAGGGGCCUACUUGUCCCACCCCAGGUUGUGACGGCUCUGGUCAUGCUAACGGAAGCUUCCUCACACACCGCAGCCUCUCAGGAUGCCCCAGAGCCUUGUACGCCAAGAAGAAGGCCAAGUUCCCCUCAGAGGACUACCUAAGCACCAAGUUCAGAGCCAGUGAUGUUUUGGACAACGAUGAGGACAUCAAGCAGCUCAACAAAGAGAUUAAUGACCUCAAUGAAUCCAACAAUGAAAUGGAGGCUGACAUGGUCAACCUGCAGACUCAGAUCUCCUCCAUGGAGAUGAACCUGAAGAGCAUCGAGCAUGAGAACAAGAUGAUUGAGGAGCAGAAUGAGGCUCUGUUCAUGGAGCUAUCUGGUCUCAGCCGCGCCCUGAUCCGCAGCCUGGCUAAUAUUCGCCUGCCACACAUGCAGGAGCCAAUCACCGAGCAGAACUUUGACAGCUACGUGAGCACCCUGACCGACAUGUACACCAACAAGGACUGCUUCCAGAGCCCUGAGAACAAAGCUCUGCUGGAGAGCAUCAACAAAGCUGUGAAGGGCAUCAAAGUCUGAGGCUUGACCCACACACAUACACACAAAAUGUAAACUGUCCUGAAGCGCAGGAGCGUGACGGAGGUGGAGAUGGAGGGAUGGGAAGAUGAAGGAGAGAUGUUGAAAUACUCUACAAUAUAUUGAAAUAUGAUUCAAAAACAAAAAGGGAAUUCAGGUUAUUUAAAUAAACGGCAACUUAAAAAAAUCAACCCAGGGAGCACUCUGUAAGAAGAAAAGUGACGCGGACCAAAAUCCACACCAUGCUGCUGCUGGGAUUAGGAGCAGGAAACAGAUCCUUCAGUCAGAAUGGAUGGAAAAGAAGAAUAAUGUUACUAGAAACUGUAUCUGGGGGUUUUAAUAUGCUGUAUGUUUACCUGUUGUCUCUUUUGUGUCCUUAACUGUUUUUGGAGAAGGUUUCACUGUUGAGCGGCUGAUCAGUUUUUUGCGCUUCGCACCAAUUGAAACAUGGAGGAACGUGGAACACGGGAUUGCUUACAGGAGCUUGGUGACACAAAGACGAGGACGCAGAUGAGUUGCUGUCCUGUAGUGUACACUGUGGCAAGCGUGUGUGACUCCAGAAGCUCUCUGAUUCAUGACCACACACACAGACCCCGGCAAUAUGAAGCAUGCACUAUACUGAAUUUGUGUUUGCUUUGUGGUAUUACUGCGGCAAAGAUGUCAACAGCGCAAUGUUGACUCAGUUUAGCAGGAGGGGAAAAAAAACUUCAAGCAAGGUCAUGAGACAGAUCCAGGAACAGUGGAGGUUGUUUAUUUUUCAUGGGACAGUGGAUAUCAUGAUUUAAAAAGCAGCAGAUAAAUCCUUUUUCUUUUGUUUUUUUUUAAACUGAAAUGAUAAUAGUAAUAGUGUGCACACAUUUCAAAUUCAGUUAGUCAUAUCAAUAGUAUUUAUCAAUAUAGGAAUUGCACUUCAUUUCAAUGAAUAGUUUUGUGGUACAAUAAUUAUUGUUAUAUAUGAAUUAUUUAAACUUGUGAACUUUUAAAUUGUAACUUAUUGCCAUUUAUGUUAUUGAGGUUUAUUUAUUUGAAGCAAUCUAUUUAUUGUUUUGUAACACACACACACACAAAAAAUACCAUCCUGACUGAUGAUCAUGGUCAAAAGUGAUUUGCAGAUGUCUUACGUCAAUAUUUUAAGAAACUAUAUAGAUAACUGACGAGGCAUAUUUUGUUUUGAGUACUUUUUAAAAACCUUUUUAAGUGCAGAUGUUUUAUAACUGACAAAAUCUUUUGAUAAUUUUACAAAAAAAAGUUAUCUUUUGGGGUUGUUUUUCUUUUUUUUCUGUUUUUUUUUCUGUUACUGCUACAUUCAGAAAACCACUGCUAAGAAAAAAGAAAGUAUGUAUUUAUUAUUUAUUUAAUAUGAAAGAAAUUGACUGAUAUGGCUGUAUAUUUAUUUUGUUAUUUAUUUGCGUGAUGUGAUGGUUAAGUCUGAGUAGUCUUAAAGAUCCACUACUGAUAUUUAAAUAAAGAAAAAUCAAUACAAAUACUGUUUGAUUACUUAGGCUUAUACCUAGACAUACCAGCAGCUGAUUGUAAAGACAAAAAAAGUAACCCAACAAAAGCAAUCACUGUUCUGUUGCUAUCUGGUCUCUCUGUGUUUGCUUUUGUCAGGUCAAAGAAAACCAGGAGAAAAAAAAAACCAGUCGAGUUCAAAAAUGUUACCUCUCCCAAGCGCUUUGUAGCGGCCAGCACUGGCUCACCCAAAACCUCUGUAAUGUACCACAGAUGCUAAAGUUAUGCUUUUAAUUCUUUUUGUCUUAUUUAUUAUUUUCAUCAGCACAAUGGUACAUUUAUAGAGCUGUAUUCCAGCAGUGCUUCAGGCUGGAUGUAUGGGUCUAAAACACACACACACACACACACACACACACACACACACACACACACACACACACACACACACACAGUGACAUAUCCAACCGUCGAAGAUACUGUAGGAUGGCCUCCUUUGACAAACUUCUAUCAGAUAAACAUACGCACCCUUGUAGCCUUACUCUAGAUUUUAAUUUUUUGAUGCACAAAGUGCCACUACUUAAAAAAAAGAGAAAAAAAGAACUCACUUUCUUUCCUGAUUCUUCGCAUUUUCUGCAAUGUAACAAUGUCUGGUCCCAGGAUGACCACGGCAUCAAGAGAGUGGUGAUUGUUUCAGAUGCCUUUAUUUCUCUGCCAAGAUGGCCAUUAGUACACUAUAUAUACAUUCUGUAUAAAUAGAUUUUAAAGAUGCUAUAUAUAUGAAUAUAAACAUACAUAUAUUUUUCCAGUGUAAUUGUUAACUUGCUCUUCUUCUUCUCUUGUAUUACCUUAACAAAAGGAUCACUAGCUGUCUAGAAGAGAUGCGAGGGGCGUUUUCAAUAGGAGGCAGUUACACCUUAUCACUAAGACCUGCUCAACUGUGGCUUUAAACAUACCAUUCACUCCAACUCAAGGCAAAGUAGGCAUUGUUGAUGAUACAGUACUUUGGAAGUGUUUUCAUAGGUUUCCUUUCUUUCCCCAUUUCCUGUAUUUGUCUGUCCUUGAUCCAAAAUGUCAAAAACAUCUACUCUAUGUUGUACUACUGAAUCUGAGAAAUAACUGUCAAUUUGAAACUAGAUGGUUGACUCUUUGUUCCUAAGUGUCAUGUGAGUUCAUGUAUAGUUAAAAAAAAAAAAGAAAAAAAAAAGACGAUGCCUCUGAAUAAUGUUCUGCACAUAGUGUUUGGCAACAUUGUGCAGUUAUUGUAUUGUUACUAGUAAGGCCUACUCACUAUGAGCCCAUUCUCUCUGAUGUUGAAACAAGCAAGUAGGGGACUUUAGUUUUAACCUGCCUUUGAGUGAGUUGUUGCAGCUACUGUGGUGUACAGUAUGAUACCCUUGUGUAACUCUGAUGUCAAAGGCAUGUUGUAAAUGUGCUCUUAGCCAAUAUAGAAUGAAACUCCUUUGUGCACUUUCUGAAUAACUGUUGAAAAUGCCAGCAUUUGAGUCUCGACUUGUAAGAACCCCAAUAGAUCACGAGCAAUAGCAAGUACUCGCCUUCAUCGGAGGGCGCACUACGAAGCGUUGUCACACUUGUUUGUUUCCGUAGAAAACAACCUGUAUGUUAUGUCAGAUAGGGAGGUCUGUUUGAUUUAGGGGGUUCAGCCCGUGCAGUCAAAGCUCGAAAAUGUAUAAAAAGGAACUUUCUUUUCCGAACAAAAACCAAAAGAGAUUGACAGGAAGCAGAGUUUGGUUCUCAGGUGACCGGGGAGAGCUGCUAAAGCAAAACAGAGCAAUGCCAUAGGUCAGCCAGUCAGCUGAGGCUAGAGGCGAUGGCAGCGGCUGGAUCAAGGCCUCCUGUGGAAUGAGAUGAGUGUGUGGGAGUGGGAAAUUGAUUUGCCAGGCUACACAAUCUCCCCCUUGUUUUAGGAGGAGGCGUUUUGUUGCAUAAAUAUGUGUCCAUCACUCAAAAGAAUGUCGAAGCUUUUUAUGACUUUUAAACCCACCCCACCCCGCCCCC